Neltuma alba is the source of this 978-nucleotide messenger RNA. Its product is annotated as receptor-like protein EIX2. Bases 1 to 978 code for a protein of 325 amino acids. Gene Ontology annotation, molecular function: protein binding. The transcript has a single exon. Lineage: Eukaryota; Viridiplantae; Streptophyta; Magnoliopsida; Fabales; Fabaceae. The record is from RefSeq and is a predicted model, not a curated record.
AUGAAUUCUUCGUACUUGCAGUUCAUUGAUUUCGGACAGAAUAAUUUGACUGGAAAAUUGCCAUCAUGGACAGGGCAGUACUUGCACAAUUUGGUUGGCUUACGUUUGCAAGCAAAUAGGCUUCACAGAAGCAUUCCUACAAAUUUGUGUAAUUUGUCACAUCUUCAAAUCUUAGAUCUCUCAAAAAAUUACAUAACAGGAAAUAUACCUCAUUGCUUUGGUAAUUUGAAUGCUAUGUCAAAUAUGACAUCCAUAAGCCAAGGAAUUUCUUAUGAUAUUCUUGGAAGCUUUACUACAUCAUCCUUUACGGACAAAGCAACAUUGGCAUGGAAAGGAGAAUAUGUUGAGUACAGUAAGAAUCUUCGAUUCAUGAAAACCAUUGAUCUCUCUUGCAAUCACUUAACAGGAGAAAUCCCAAAUAGCAUAGCUGCACUUGUGGCAUUGGCUUCCCUAAACUUGUCUAGAAAUCAUUUGAAAGGAUCCAUUCCCAUUGAGAUGGGUCAAAUGGAAAAGUUGGAAUCACUUGAUUUGUCAUACAACUCUCUUUCUGGUGAAAUUCCUAUAAGCUUCUCAAGUUUGAGUUUUCUUAGUAUAUUGAACUUGGCCUUCAACAAUUCAUCAGGAAAAAUUCCAACUGGCACCCAACUUCAAUCCUUCAAUGCCUCCAGUUAUACAGGAAACCAGGGGCUUUGUGGCCCCCCACUUACAGAGAGAUGUCCAGGAGAUGGGAGUUCAGAUCUGAAUCCCAACGCUCAUGACAUUGAUACAGAUGGAGAUGAUAAUCUCAUAAGCUUUGCGUUUUAUGUGAGCAUGGCUUUUGGUUUCAUUACUGGGUUUUGGGGAGUUUGUGAGACUUUAAUUCUUAAAAAGUCUUGGCGGCAUUCCUUUUUUCACUUCUUUGAAAACAUGUACAACUGGAUUUAUGUUCAAGUUGCUAUUUUGAAGGCAAAGAUAGAGAGAAGAUUCCACAAAGACUAA